UGAGCGAUGGCGAAGCGAGACCAAACCUGGAGGUUCACCUGUUUGAAUCCUUUAGGCCCUCCACUAAUAUCCUCUUUUGAUGCCUCCGGGAACAUCACAACUAGUCUCGACUCUCAAGAUGGGUCGAACGCGGGACACACUACCCACUCGAGAAUCUUUCAAGAAUUUUUCCAGUUGUGCUAUAUGAAAUUUGGUUACUUUUAGUUUACUAUUGUGGCCAGAAAAACAAAGGCUUCGCAACAAAUGAAGACUAACAAGUUGCCUAUUAAUAAUAAUUUAACUGUGUCAGCAGAAUAGGCAUUAGAAUUUUGUUUCCCUAUAAUUCAAAUCCAUCCUUCAAGUGGGUGCCAAAUUGCCAGGAAAUUGCUACGAAAUAUAUAUAAUUAAACAUUGAUCAAGUUGAUGAAUGCGAUGAUAUAUAAAUAAGGUGUGUAUACCACACAAACUCAAAGUACCACCCUCUCAUCUAUCCUCUCUUUCAAUCCCAAAUCUUUCAUAACAUGGUCCUAUUUGAUUUCAAGUCAGACAAGCACUUUGUUGCUUCCUCUGACAAAACUACCCUACAUGUCUACGAGUUAACCAGCCCUACUAUUCACCCUUCUUCCAUUCGAAAGAGCCAUUGGACGCAAAUCGCCAAUAUCACUGCCCACGACGAUGAGGAGUCCUACGACGGGCUGUCCUUCUUCGAUGGUCACGGGAAGAUCGAGGGACGGGAGGCGUUACUCGAGUUAGCAGGAUACCUCACCCGGCUACGCUUGAUGGUGAGUCCGGAAGGGUAUUGUUUUCAAGACGUGAGGGAACUCGGCGAGCAUAACAAUUUUGGGAUCCAAUACUUCCGAUUGAAUGAUCUAUUCAACUGGCCUCAUCAUGGCAUUGACACUGCAAGGAGCAGCGUGUGGCAUCGACUGGAAAUGAGGUAUAUUCUGCCAAAACAAGAGAAACCACUAAAACAGACAAUGGGAGUAGGAGUGAUCAGUAAGGAGUGUGAGGAGUUAAAAAAGGCUAUGAGAGCAAAAAAUGAGGAAUUGAGAAAGGUGAGGGAGGAGAUGGAAGAGGAGAUACAGAAUUUGAGGGAUGAGCACAUGGGAGAGCUACAAAAGUUAAAAGAGGAGAUGGAGGAAGCAAGUGAGAAGAGAGACGAGGAGUUAAAGAAGGCAAUGAAGGAAAAGGAUGAAGAAUUCCGAAAGUUGCUAAAGAAAAAAGAUAACGAAUUACAUGUGCUUAAAAGGGGGAAUAACGAUGGAGCGAUGUUGCAAAAACUAAUAAAAGACAAGGAUGAGGAGUUUCGAAAGCUAAAAGAGGAGAUGGAUGAGGAGAUCGAAAAGCUGAGAAGGGAAAAGGACGAUGAAGUGGAAAAUCUGCAAAAGAAGGAGAAGGAAGCCUUGCAAAAACUGAAUGAGAACAAUGAGGAAUUAAGAAAACUGAGAAAGGUGAAGGACGAGGAGCUGCGAAAGCUAGUGAAGAAGAAAGAUGCUGAAUUGCAACUACUUAGGAAGGGAAAGGAUGAAGAAUUACAUAAGUUGAUGCAGAAAAUGGAGCAGGAGCAGGCGAAUCUGAUAAAAGAGAAGGAAGAAGAAUUACACAAAAUGAUUCUCGAAAAAGAGGAAGAAACAUCUGAAAAGUUGAAAAACAAGGACGAGGAACUAGAGCAACAAAGAAAGGAGAAGGAUGAAUUGGAGAAAGUGCUAAGAAAAAGAAUUGGGGAAUUGAAGAACAACAAAAUAAUCCCAGAAAAGUUGAGGAAGGAGAAGGAUGAGCAACUACGUAAAAUGAAACAUGAGAUGGAAGAGGAGAUAAAAAAGCUGAGACGAGAGAAGGAUGCAGAAAUAUCAAGGCUAAAAAAGGAGGAAGAGGAUGACGUGAGGUGGGGUGACUAAAACUACAUACUACACCUGAUUGUAGGGUGACGAUGCUGGCUUAUCAGGAAUGUUCUCUGAGGAUCACAUUCGCUUGCUUUUACUUUACCGGAGUUAAGGUGCUUAUUAAUUAAUGUCUGCACAUCUUGGUGUUGUCUGGCUGGCGAUGGGCAAAUUAAAUCUGCUGGUGAUGGUCUUUGUUUGAUGCUUGUGUUGUGUAUGUUGUCUACGUGCACAUAUCGUACGUAUUUGUUGUCUAAUUGGGUCAAUAUAUCGUUUUUUUAUUUAUUUAUGUUGGUGUUGAAUGUCUUUGUAAGUUCAAGUAUUAAUAAUUAUUCUGGGCUACUUUUUAUUCUGCUCAACUCAUUUCUUUUGUUUUAAAAACUUUACUUUCAGCUUUCCUUUGCAGUGUUUUAUAACUAGAAACUAACGAGGGAAACAAUUAUGAUAAAACUGCUAACAUAGUAACAUUUGUCAAGAUCAAAGUGGGUCAUCAAAAACAAACAAAACAUCCCAAUAAACACUACAGUUCCACCCUGUCCGCUUGGACUAUGCUUUCCAUCAUCACGUCCUGACAAGAGCCAGAUCGGAAAAUUUUAAUUCAACAAUCAGAAGGAAGCGACUCAUUAUAUAUUCAUACAACACAGUUGUCAUACUCUUAGAAUAUACUAGAAGUAUCACGUGUGUGAUAAACAAUGAGCUGAAAGAAAGAAUAACACAUCAGAUUUACUUGAUAUUCUCAACGAGUAUCGUUGAGACUAGUCCACGAAGAGGGCCAACCUCUCAGAGUCAAUCGUAUUAGCACUUAGAAUUCUUAACCUUACAUCGUAUGCAACUCUCAACUUAUAUACAAAGCCGCAUAACCCUACCAAGACUGUUAAUGUAAUUACGCUAAUGACAGGUAAAUUACAAAAUGCUACACUGACUUCUAACAGUGCGAAUAUGCUUAACACCUCUUACGAAUAUUUUUAACACAUGAACCAUCUUGACUGCAACACCUUAUUACCAACCUUAACAGGAUGAGAAAUUAGCCUCUUCCACCUCUAAGACAUGGCCCGAAGCUUAGCAUUGUGAAGUUCGUCUGGGUGCAAAUUUUUCAUCUCGAUACCAAGCCUAUAUAUCUUGUUGGCUUGGUAUCUUGUUACCUGGCUGCGAAGCAUGUCUUGUUUCCGGACUUAGUUGUCGGGAGCAAAAUUUCAUACCAACUGGUUUGUUACUAGGGAGAGGCAACAUUGAUUGUCAAGGCCAUGGGGAAGGUCGUCCACAUAUAAUAUUAACAAUGACAAAACAUUCAAUUAUCAAAUAUUUGGGUACCCCUAUGGUGCCUUGCAAGUCACCAUAACUUGCACUGUUCGGUCGACCUAUUCAUACCAGCGGUCGACCAAAUAUACUAAGGUGGUCACUGUGAUGAAAAAUCACGGUCGACCAUUAAAAAAAUAGAGGUAGACCGUUUUAAGUUAAGUUGCUACAUUAAUGGUCAAUCACAACGAACAUUCGGUCGCCCUUUCCAUUGUAAUCAAAAGCUAAAUGGUGGACCGUAAACUUAAGGAGGUCGACCACUUGAUGGCAGACAUUACCGAAAUGGUCGACCAUUUACCUAAAGAGUUCGACCAGAUAGAAUAGUAAAGUUCUAUCCAUUUAUCCAUCCUCCUUUGAUGUGAAACGAAGGUCAAAAGUGUUGGUGUCGCGGUCGACAUAUUCCAGUAAAAGGUCGACCGCAUACAGGAAAAUAAGCCUAUGACCUUCGACUUUUUUGCUUAUGUAUGUCAAUGUGGAUGGUUCGUUUUCUCGUACAAACUACGUUUGAAACCAACAAAAUCAGUCCUAAAUCAUGAUAGCAAGGACUCAUAACUUCAUAACAGAACAACUUAACACACUAACAAAAAAUACAAUAAAGCACACCUCAUAAA
This is a messenger RNA of Linum trigynum, 3766 nucleotides long. The record is from the annotation of a GenBank genome assembly. Lineage: Eukaryota; Viridiplantae; Streptophyta; Magnoliopsida; Malpighiales; Linaceae.